AGUGAGCGGCACUGCGCCGAAGGCGAGCCGAGUGCGCCCGGCGCGCAGCCCAGGGUCCCAGCGCCACCUUUCCGGGUCCGGUUAGGGCCAGGAGUGGAAAGCGAGCCAGGCCGCGGAGGAGCGAAUAGAACUUGGCAGAAUUUGGGAUGUACGGAGUGAGGCUGCCGAGGACUUGACUCGCCCGCUGCCUCUGUCCCUCCGCGUCACCCAGUGGGCUCCGGGCCUCCCAUUUCAGAUCGCUCCCGCUGCUUGCGGCUCCCGGGGACAGACCCUAAAGCUGGCUACCUUUUCACUGGGUUGCUAGCCCCGAGCUUCCGAGUCUUGCGUGCGGGCAACGGAGCCGAAGAAGAGCCCAGUGCCAUGACGGAAGGCCAGGCGCUCCCCGGAGUCGGGGACUGGGAGAUCGACGUGGAGAGCCUGGAGCUGGAGGAGGAUGGCCGUGGCACUCCGCCGCGGGCCACGCCGCGGGGACCCGGGCCAUCGGCGGCCGACGGGGACGGCGAGGAAGACGAGGACGAAGACGAGGAGGAGGACGACGACGCGGAGGACGAGGCUGACGGCGAGGAGGCCGGCGCGUCCCCGGAGGUGGCGGGCCGGCCGGAGCAGCCCGGGGGACCGGCGCCCAGGCCACCCCCGGCGGCCCAGGCGCUGCCAGCCGCCGCCGCCGCCGCCGCGGCCCCCGAGCGCGGUGCCAGCGCGGGGGGCGGCGGCGCCGAGCCGCGCAAGCUGAGCCGCACGCCCAAGUGCGCGCGCUGCCGCAACCACGGCGUGGUGUCCUGCCUCAAGGGCCACAAGCGCUUCUGUCGCUGGCGGGACUGCCAGUGCGCCAACUGCCUGCUGGUGGUAGAGCGCCAGCGCGUCAUGGCCGCCCAGGUGGCGCUCAGGAGGCAGCAGGCCACCGAGGACAAGAAGGGGCUUUCGGGGAAACAGAAUAAUUUCGAGCGGAGAGCAGUAUACCAGAGGCAAGUCAGGGCGCCGAGUUUGCUGGCCAAAAGCAUUUUAGAAGGCUAUCGCCCAAUAACGGCGGAGACUUACCUAGGAGGGACUCUUCCUCUACCUCCACCUGUUAGUGACAGAAUGAGGAAGAGAAGAGCCUUUGCUGACAAAGAGUUGGAGAACAUCAUGCUGGAGAGAGAAUAUAAAGAGAGGGAGAUGUUGGAAACCUCCCAAGCUGCUGCCUUGUUCCUGCCCAACCGUAUCGUGCCUGGACCUGAAUACAGCUCCUACAAAAGUGCCUACAGCCCCACCGCAGGGGAGCCGCCGAGCAAGGACUUCUGUAACUUUUUACCAACCUGCCUUGAUCUCACCAUGCAGUAUUCAGGGUCUGGGAAUAUGGAACUGAUUUCUUCUAAUGUCAGCGUGGCCACAACUUACAGACAAUAUCCCCUGUCCUCGAGAUUUUUAGUUUGGCCCAAGUGUGGUCCCACUAGUGACACCCUUCUCUACCAGCAGUACCUGUUAAACACCACCACUUCCGUGCAAGCCCUGAAGCCUGGGGUCAGCUGGGACUUGAAGGGAACCCGAGUUCAGGACGGGCUUAAUGCAGAACGUGACAUGAUGCCACCGAAACUGGAAGGCUCCCUGGUGCCCCCUCAUCUACCCGAGGUCUCAUCCUCAAGAACUGACCUCCAGGCUCACCAGGUCGUCCCAGAGAGGUCUGCCUUCUCCUCACCGGGGCGGAAUUUCUCUCCCAUUGUUGAUAUGGACUGCCUGGCAGCUCAAGGGCACGUCUUAACCAAGAUCAGUAAAGAAAACACCAGGCACCCUCUGCCACUUAAACAUAAUCCAUUCCACUCAGUAUUCCAGCAGACGCUCAACGACAAACCAGGCCCUGAGUUGAAAACACCAUUUGUCAAAGAAGCCUUUGAGGAGACCCCAAAGAAACACAGGGAGUGUUUGGUCAAGGAGAACCAGAAGUACACAUUUACAAUAGACAGAUGCGCCAAAGACCUCUUCGUAGCCAAACAAGUUGGAACGAAACUCUCAGCAAACGAGCCGCUGUCAUUUUCUGUUGAAUCUAUUCUUAAGAGGCCGUCAUCUGCCAUCACUCAUGUCUCUCAGUGAAAGGCUGCUUAGAUGGAAAGCUGGAUUUUCUCCUGUCUCAGAGGGUUCUUUGCAGAUGCCUUUUCGGGUUUUAAAGUUAAGAUGUUUGUAUAAGGAAAUUUUUAAUGAAAAUGAUGAUUCCAAAAACCCUAUCUAUUUCCUUUGCAUGUAUCUUUUCUUAUCACAUGAGUAUAUUUAAAAGAUGAAAACUGCUUACUAUGCAAAUUGUAAGGUUCUAUGCUUUACACAGCACUCCAAAAAGCAAUAAAAAGAACAACAUUUUCUAAAGACCCACUAUUUGUUGAAGCAGACAGCUGUCUCUGUCUAGAUGAAAAAGCUUGUGUCUUAGAAAUGCAUUCUUUAUUUUUCUGGGGGGGGUUAUGUACUUUCAAGCACUCUUAAUGGUUCUUGUCUCAAGAGAAUGCCUAUAAGCUUAUAAUGCUUUUGUUUGUAUUGU
Molecule: messenger RNA, 2500 nt
Organism: Meriones unguiculatus (Mongolian gerbil)
Lineage: Eukaryota; Metazoa; Chordata; Mammalia; Rodentia; Muridae
Gene: Dmrt2
Product: doublesex and mab-3 related transcription factor 2
Exons: 4
Coding region: 361-2064 (567 amino acids)
Biological process (GO): sex differentiation; regulation of transcription by RNA polymerase II
Cellular component (GO): nucleus
Molecular function (GO): DNA-binding transcription factor activity, RNA polymerase II-specific; RNA polymerase II cis-regulatory region sequence-specific DNA binding
Source: RefSeq, a predicted model, not a curated record